GAGAGGUAUUUAUUGUUUUCGUUCUGGGUCAACAAUUUUCUAUUCUGAUAUAGUUUUCCGUGAGAUGGAAGUCAUCAGCGUUUUGUAGGAUAUAAUAUCAUUGUGUAACAAAACACGUAGAAAUAAUUCAGUUUCAAGAAAAAAAAUUGUUUAAGGAACAAUCGUGAUAUGAUUUUCUAACAAAGGGAAUCAAGAUGAAACAGGCAAUAUUUUUAGUUGUUUUACUAACAGAAGUAAUGUUUAUUAACGGUCAGAUAGAUAUGGUCAAUGGACUAGUAGACAUGAACAAAGUAAGAAAGUUUUACGAUAUUUUAAAGAAGUCCUGUUGUUCUUAUCAACCUAAUGAAUGUAUGGAUCAAGUUUCAAGAAAAAAAAGACGAACCAAUCCAUAUAGUGUUUACCCGACAGACGAUGAUGGUGAUGAUGAUAGAAUCGACAGAUUUGAGAAUUGUUUAUGCAAAGCCAGAAAACAGUCACAGAAAUGUCAGCUAGAGUUUAAAGUAAAUAAAAGCAAGAAACGAAUUGACUCUAAAAAGUCUUACAGAGUUGUCUUCCAUUGGCACGAAGAGUUUAAGGAAUUUAAAUGUCGAAUUCAACAAGAUCGUACUAUAGAAUGUCAGUUCUAUAAGAAGACAACUAUUUCUAGUAAACUGCGAGAUGAUGUGGAGUUGCUGGUGACCUAUCAUACGGUGGAAAAGAGUGAAUGCAGAACUGUAUGUGAUACUAUAUCGUGUGCUUAUGAAGCUGAUGAACAAUCCGACUUUGACUUCUACAACGACAAUAUGCAACAUCAUUUUGAUAUUUGCAUGGAUCCACCCUUAGUUAUGUCAACAACAAAUGCACCUAUUUCAACCACAUCUGACAUACCAGUUGACCAGACCUCAACUACCAAACAGUCUGUAUUACCAGGUUUACAAACUACCACCCCAGUCACAAAUGAUGGGAGUGGUAGUGGUAAAAUAAAAGGUGGUAAAGAUAGAUCUGAUGUUCCUGAUAUAAGUGGUUUAGUUGGUGGUAUUGUGGGUGGUUUAUUGGUGGCUAUUUUGAUUAUUAUAGCUAUUAUAUUUUAUAUCUUUAGAUUUAAAGGCAAAAGAACAUUGAGCCGUAGUACAUCAGAACCAAUAGACAGAAAACAUUCUGUAAUACAGGAAACAUUGAGUGACAAUAUUUAUUCUGUCAUGGAGGAACCAGUGUACCAAGAUCCUUCUUGUAUGGUAAAUGAUAAUAGAACUAUCAGAGAUAAUGAACCAAUAGUUAGAUCUGAUAGUAUGUUGGAUCCAUCCUAUGUUAAUCUAGCUAUGUCAAAUUCCCCAGUUUCAUCCCAAGCACAGAUAGUUCCCACAGCGCCAUAUAUCUCUCCUCGGUCACCUACUAUAGCUAUUCUUCCACCAACGUAUAUAAAUAAAAAACCACCAACAGCACCAAAACCCAUUCUCCUAAAUGUAUCAAAGCAAACUGGAACACCAAACCAAACAUCUUCAAUUAUUCACCAUGAACCAAAUUCUCCAACCACGUCCACUACAGAUUAUCAUGUGUAUGAGCAUGUGAUUCCUACAGAGCAAGAGGAUAAUAAAUAUGAACAAUUAAAACAAUACGAACAAUUAGGAGCAGCCCCAUAUUAUAUUGGAGCAACUGAAUUUAACCCCAAAGUAGCAAUACCCAAAACAACACCUGGAUUUUCACGUGAAGAUUCAAGAGGUUAUACAGAGCCUGAAAUUUCCAACUGUGUAAUAUAUAACGCAAAGCGUCCAGAAUAUAUUGAAUUAGAAUCAGACUCUGGUUAUUCAUUAGCAAAGGAUGUGGAGUAAAUAUGAUUUGACCUAGUUGGAGCCAGAAGAAGAAUUACAUCCGGUCAUAAUACAACAUCACUACUCGGCUAUACAACUAAUAUUCAAUUUCGGAAAAUACCGUGAAUAACUGCUGAUACACUCCUUGGUUGGGGUAACUUUUACGUUUUAACAAAAGUUGACUGAUGUCAAUGACUGGAAUGAAAAAUGGAAGUAUUGGAAAUUUUUUUUACUUAUACCCAGUGGAUGAUUUGCUGAAAUCCCUCUCAUAUUGAAAGAUUUUUGAAUGUUUUUAAACGUUAUGAAUUCCAAUGUAAUUAAUCUUAUUCAUAUUCAAUAAAAUUGUAAAGGGCUGGUCCCGAUAUGUAUGAA
Molecule: messenger RNA, 2159 nt
Organism: Lottia gigantea (owl limpet)
Lineage: Eukaryota; Metazoa; Mollusca; Gastropoda; Lottiidae
Exons: 11
Coding region: 195-1808 (537 amino acids)
Source: RefSeq, a predicted model, not a curated record